CCCCGCCGCGCGUUCGCUUGCCGCCCGGCAGCACAUGUGUUUCUGUUUUGUGUUGUAGCAUUUGUUCUGGAAGCUUGUAUUUACAUUUUAAGUGUAUCUGGUGAGUGGGCUGGAGACCUCGUCUGGGCUGGGGGAAAAAAGCCCUUCGGUUCUUUCAGUGUCUCCUCUUCCUUUUUCUCUCCGGUUUCUCAUCACUCCACGCAGCGCGACCAUGCCCAGGAAGAAGGCGGCGGCGGCCUGGGAGGAGCCGAGCUCGGGCAACGGCACGGCCCGUGCCGGGCCCAGGAAGCGCGGUGGCCCGGCCGGCAGGAAGCGCGAGCGGCCCGAGCGCUGCAGCAGCAGCAGCGGCGGCGGUAGCAGCGGCGACGAGGACGGCCUGGAGCUCGACGGGGCCCCCGGCGGGGGCAAGCGCGCGGCGCGGCCGGCGGCAGCCAAGGCAGGCGGCGCGGCCGUGGUCAUCACCGAGCCUGAGCACACCAAGGAGCGCGUCAAACUUGAAGGGUCUAAGUGCAAAGGGCAGCUUUUGAUUUUUGGGGCAACCAACUGGGACUUGAUUGGUCGAAAAGAAGUGCCUAAACAACAAGCCGCCUACCGCAACCUCGGUCAGAACUUAUGGGGGCCCCACAGGUACGGGUGCCUUUCGGGGGUCCGGGUACGGACGGUGGUGUCGGGGUCAUGUGCCGCCCACAGUCUCCUCAUCACCACGGAAGGGAAGCUGUGGAGCUGGGGGCGAAAUGAGAAGGGCCAGCUGGGCCAUGGCGACACCAAGAGAGUUGAAGCCCCCAGACUCAUCGAGGGGCUCAGCCAUGAGGUGAUCGUGUCCGCGGCGUGUGGGCGGAACCACACCUUGGCCUUGACGGAAACGGGCUCCGUGUUUGCGUUUGGGGAGAACAAGAUGGGGCAGCUGGGCCUCGGCAACCAGACGGACGCCGUGCCCAGCCCCGCACAGAUAAUGUACAACGGGCAGCCAAUUACCAAAAUGGCCUGUGGGGCUGAAUUCAGUAUGAUAAUGGACUGCAAAGGAAACCUCUAUUCCUUUGGGUGCCCUGAAUAUGGUCAGCUGGGACACAACUCGGAUGGCAAGUUCAUUGCCCGGGCGCAGCGGAUAGAGUACGACUGCGAGCUGGUGCCCCGGCGAGUGGCGAUCUUCAUCGAGAAGACGAAAGACGGCCAGAUCCUGCCGGUCCCGAACGUGGUGGUGCGGGAUGUGGCCUGCGGCGCUAACCACACGCUGGUCCUGGACUCCCAGAAGCGCGUCUUCUCCUGGGGCUUCGGUGGCUACGGCCGGCUGGGCCACGCCGAGCAGAAGGACGAGAUGGUUCCCCGCCUGGUGAAGCUGUUCGACUUCCCUGGACGCGGGGCAUCCCAGAUCUAUGCUGGCUACACCUGCUCCUUUGCCGUCAGCGAAGUGGGUGGUCUGUUUUUCUGGGGGGCCACAAACACGUCCCGGGAGUCCACCAUGUACCCGAAGGCCGUGCAGGAUCUCUGCGGCUGGAGAAUCCGGAGCCUGGCUUGUGGGAAGAGCAGCAUCAUCGUGGCUGCAGACGAGAGCACGAUCAGCUGGGGCCCGUCGCCAACCUUUGGGGAACUGGGCUAUGGGGAUCACAAGCCCAAGUCUUCCACUGCAGCUCAGGAGGUGAAGACGCUCGAUGGCAUCUUCACGGAGCAGGUUGCCAUGGGUUACUCACACUCCUUGGUGAUAGCGAGAGACGAAAGUGAGACGGAGAAGGAGAAGGUCAAGAAACUGCCGGAGUACAACCCCCGGACCCUCUGAUGCUCCCGGAGCCUCUCCAGCUCCACACCUCUCGCGGCAGCUGUCAUUUCCACGUGCACUGGGACGGGAAGUCAAACGAGGAAUUUUCAAAAGCAAAAGUUGACCGAAGGUGCAUUUUUGUUAAGACUCCCUGAGGUUCCGUUUUUAUAAGUGAUUCAACGUCAACUACCUUUCCUGUAUGCUUUCCAAAGUGUUUUUUUUUUUUCCCCUCUUAAUGAUUAAUUAAAAUAUUUGCUCAUA
This is a messenger RNA of Lipotes vexillifer (Yangtze River dolphin), 2014 nucleotides long. It is a transcript of the gene RCC2, whose product is annotated as regulator of chromosome condensation 2. Gene Ontology annotation, molecular function: small GTPase binding. The record is from RefSeq and is a predicted model, not a curated record. Gene Ontology annotation, biological process: negative regulation of GTPase activity. The transcript is spliced from 13 exons. The coding region runs from base 212 to 1774 and encodes 520 amino acids. Lineage: Eukaryota; Metazoa; Chordata; Mammalia; Artiodactyla; Lipotidae. Gene Ontology annotation, cellular component: membrane.